GCGACCAACUACGCAAGACGCACUGCACAUAAUGUAUGCACAGUCCGCCAGUGUGAUGAUGUCAUCCCGAGUGAAGCGUGACUGACAGGGCCUGCUGUGUCGUACGCCACCGAAAGCACUUCAGCGGCGUCUCGCGUUCGGCAGUUGGAGCAUAGAGAAAGAAAACAAAGUUGUUGGAGCCCAUCGCGCGGCCAACCCUGACGUGUAGAACGCUGCACGUGCACUCCAAUUAGACGAAAGGGUCGAAGGUCACUCGCCUCGGUUGCUCGACGACGAUUGCUCCUUCUGCGAUGCGGCGGUGCCUCAAGCUCGUGCGAGCGUCGAUCGGAAUCGCCGAGGGCUUCAGCUGCGCCGGCAGAGCGAGGUUCUCCCGGUCCCCAUCGAGUUUACAGAACCUGGCGUUCAGCGCCCGUGACCGGGACAACAUGUCCUUGCGCGGCCUGAUCCCGCCGGCUGUGCGCUCCGUGGAGACCGAGCUGCAGGCCGUCAUGGACAACAUCAAGCUCUACGAGUCCGGGCUCGCCAAGUACCUGUACCUGCGGGAGCUGCACGACUACAACGAGAAGCUGUUCUUCCGCGUGCUGAAGGAGUACACCGAGGAGCUGAUGCCGCUGGUGUACACGCCCGUGGUGGGCGAGGCGUGCCUCAAGUACAGCCUCAUCUUCCGCCGUCCCAAGGGGCUCUUCCUGACGGCGCACGACGCCGGCAAGCUGUACGACGUGCUCGGCAACUGGCCCGAGAAGCAGGUCGACGCCAUCGUGGUGACGGACGGCGAGCGCAUCCUGGGUCUGGGCGACCUGGGCGCCAACGGCAUGGGCAUCCCCGUCGGCAAGCUCGCCCUGUACACGGCGCUGGCCGGCAUACCGCCCGAGAGGACGCUGCCCGUCAUGCUGGACCUCGGCACCAACAACGAGAUUCUGCUGGCCGACCCGUACUACAUCGGUUUGCGCCAGAAGAGGAUCCGGGGCGCCCAGUACGAUGACUUCGUGGACGAGUUCAUGCAGGCGGCCGUGAAGAGGUUCGGAAAGAACUGCCUGAUCCAGUUCGAAGAUUUCGGCAACCGAAACGCGUUCAAGCUGCUCGCAAAGUACAAGAACAGCUACUGUACCUUCAACGACGACAUUCAAGGCACCGCAUCGGUGGCGGUGGCCGGUCUCCUGGCCAGCAUGCGCAUCACCAAGACACCUCUGUCCGCCAACAAGUUCCUCUUCAUGGGAGCCGGAGAGGCUUCCCUGGGAAUCGCCGAGCUACUGGUCAUGGCCAUGGUCACAGAAGGCACCAGCGAAGCAGAUGCGAGAAAUAGCAUCUGGAUGCUCGACUCCAGAGGUCUUAUCGUCAAGGGUCGUCCGCCGCACAAGGACCGCGCCCCGAAUGGUGACAGCACGCAGUCUCACAAGGAGAAGUUCGCCAAGGACGCGAAGCAGAUGAACAACCUGCUCGACAUCGUGAAAUUCGUCAAGCCGACCGUUCUCAUCGGCGCGUCUGCGCAGAGCAACGCAUUCAACAAGGAGAUCCUGGAAUGUAUGUGCGCCAACGCCGAGCGACCCGUGGUGUUCGCGCUGAGCAACCCGACGCACAAGGCGGAGUGCACCGCCGACGCCGCCUACACGUACACCGACGGCAAGUGCGUGUUCGCCAGCGGCAGCCCGUUCCCGCCGUUCAAGUACAAGGGCAAGACCUACUACCCGGGUCAGGGCAACAACGCGUACAUCUUCCCUGGGAUCGCCCUCGCCGUGUCUGCCUGCGGCGUCACCACCAUCGGCGACGAGGUCUUCCUCAUCGCCGCCAAGACGGUGGCCAACACCGUGACGGAGCAGAACCUGAACGAAGGGCGCGUCUACCCGCCCCUCUCGGACAUCCACGACGUGUCGCUCAACAUCGCCGCCGAACUGGCGGCCCACUUCUACGCCACCGGGGUGGCAACCGUCAAGCCGGAGCCCAAGGACAAGAUGGCGUUCUUGCAGAGCAAGCAGUACGACUUCAGCUACCCCGGCACCGUCAAGGUCAAGUAGACGACGACGGCGACGGCUACGGCGCGCACACCAUUCUCCUUGUUGUUUUCGCUGUCAUCGUUCCCUGUGUGUGUGUGGAAGCCAUCGCCGCGUCUGCAAGCGUGCGCGCGUCCUUCGAGCGCGCGUGCAAUGCACGACAAUUGAAUUAUUUAGAUCAAUAUUGUAUUUUGUACUUGGUGGCAAUGCGGACGAGAAUUAUAGGAGCCAGACAGAGCUAAUGGUAUUAGUUAUGACAUCAUUGCUUGGGUGUUGCCUUGCUAGAUUUAAAAAAAUAGGAACAAAAAAAAUACCAAGUCGAGCACACUAGACCUGUCUGGGCUUGAAAAAAAAAAUAAAGAAGAACCUCGCGCUGCUACGAGGUUUUUGUCUCGACGUCCUAAGACCUAGAUUACAGUUUGUCCUAUAUCAGUGACGUUGGCCCAGUGCACCUAUACCAUUAAUUUGUUACUUGCUGCGACUGGCGACUUAAAGCAGGGUUCGUGGACUACAGCUCAUGAUACAUCGUGGAGCUGUUUACGAGCUUACCACACAUUGUUUUAGUGAAGUAUGAAACGUGGCGUCAUCGUUUGCACAGCGUUGUGGCUAUAGAGCAGUCUGGUGAUUGGUCUACUAAGCGAUCGUGCGUGUCGGUGCAUCUGCACAGACGACGUGGGUUUGCGUAGCCCGAAGAGGUGGUGCGGGGUGAGCGCUUUAAAUGUGAAGAGAAAGAUCGAACAAAUCAGAAACAUCAUUUUGUGUCUAUGUGGGAGCAAAGGUUUUCGAUACCUGUUAAUUUAUUUUGUAUUGCCUUGGGGUACUUUGGUAACGCAUGUCAGCUGCCUCUCUUUUUUUCAGUUACAGUUUGAAGUCGCGAUCCCUCUGUCUAUAGCGUGUCUAUCAGGUUUUAUCUGUUAGGUAUGUCGGUGGUAAGUAUCUACUUACAAAAUACAAGGCCGUCGUUGUCCUUAUUGAGCUAUCGGAAUUUCAUGUUUUCCUAGCGCUUGCGCACUUAGUUUCGUUUUUACAACUGAAACAUCUGAAGAAGGUCGCUGGUUGUCUUAGCAUGACUGCGCUUUUGUAUCCCAACAUUUGCGAAAGGAUGGAAUUUUAUGUGGAAGUCUGUUGAAGCGUUUCUUCCGUGUUACUCUCGCGAGGACCAAUAAUUAUAAUUCAUGCACGCAGUGGCAUUGACGUCGCGCUGCGGGCAGACCAAGCAAAUGUUACGAGGGGGCGUUGCGGCUUAAAAUUUAAUGAAUUGGAACGCCGCCCCCGCAUACAAUUUCAAGGAGACACGCGGAAUGUUUCAGGUGACCCAAUAUUAAACGAUGUUGUCUAACAACAGGCUCCAUCACAGGCUCCGAAUUUCAGGCAUACUUUUAUUCUAUAGAAAAAAACAAAAACAAGAACGUCGCUCUCAACCUAAAACUGGAGAGUGCGCGUCGGAGUCAGACCAGCUAAACACGCAUGGCCUUCUGCGCAAAACUUUAUUUCGACGAUACUUUGUUGUUUUGCGAUUCGGCCUUUCCGUUCCGCCUUCUAUCAUGGACAUAUUGUUUACAGUAUGUCUUGUUCAAUGGCUUGUCUUUAUGUAACUUGAAACGAAAUGCUUAGUGAAUGUGGUUGUGACGGGCUUAGGGAAAAAAACAAUGAAUGUUGUUGCCUAAACUAUAGCAGCGUUACGCAGCAGGUUAAAGAAGUAUUUAGUUAAGCUAUGUAGCCAUAUUUAUCUUAUUGGUUGCAUGGAUGAGGGUGUGUGCUACGGCAAGUUUUGGUACUUUCCCAAUGACAUAUAAAAAGACGUAAAGGAAUUUCGAAAUCAAGGUUUCUUGAAGCAGAAUUGUGGGGAUAUAUCCAUAGCGAUUGCCUUUUGGUUUCAAUUUUAUUCGGGAGAUUUGAUGUUAACCCAUCUUACCUAACAAACUGUCACUUCUGUUGGGAAAAAUUUGAAAUGUAUAUGCGCAGAAAGCCGGCUAUUGUGACUGUGGUUUAGUUUCUGUCAGUUUACAUAGCUGGUUGAAGAAUUUCCAGUCACUGAUACUAAUGAUCUCGCAUUGGCUUUUAGAAAGUGUGUGCAGCAGAUCAAAGUUUGGUUGACGUCGUUUUGGGCAAAUUAUAUGGUAAAUAAAAUAUUAAUGCCGCCUGCAUGAAAAUAAUUGACUCGCAAGUGUCAGCAAAUUUCAGUGCCCCAUGUUGCAUUUAUCACGAAAUAUUCUCGCGUUAUUUUUCUGUGAUCAGACACUUAUGCGUCCAAGAGGUAUAAACAGAUCUCGCAGGUUAAACCCUAAAGUGGCGGUAGUACUAGUGCAGCAAAAACAAAAAAAAAUAGUACGCCAAUUCUUUACCAACAGGACACUUACGUAAUGUCGUCGUGGUUCUCGCUUUGCAGUGUUUGAAGUCUCAGCUUCUUUUUUUUGUGUGUGUUCGCCUUGCGCAUUUUUUUCGUUUUCUUUGUGUUUCUUUUGUUGCGAGAGAUGUGAUAAUUCCAGCUGUUAAGCUACAUAUUGUAGCGAUUUUCAGCGAGGUGAAAUUAUUCACACGCGCUGAAGCCGCCGUAGUGUUAUUUAUUCUAGAAUCUCAGUGUUGUUACACAAUGAUCUGCGGCUUAUCACAAUUCACCGCUAUAUUUGAAGCUCCUGGGAAUAUAAAUGAAGAAUAAAUAGUGUGGGCGUACGUGGCUAUUUCACCUUCCCGGCGUGGAAUAUGUACACGAGGAGAGAAUUUAAACAGUGCGCAUCACUAUGUCCCCUGUGGCACAAAAGCAAGCAUGACGCCAAAGCAUGUGGAAGAAUGCCGUAGUAAUGUACGCGUAACAUUAACCGGAUCAAUAACUGUAUGCGCAUGCGCAAUUCUGACUGUUGGAACAAAAUAACAACAUAAGAAUAAUAAGUCAGGGUACAACAAUCUACGUUUUUAUGUCCUCGCCUGGCACGAACAGAAACAUACGCUGUGGAGCGCCUACUCGAAAGCUGUCAUUUAACUUCUUUGUCUCAGUAUAGUUGACCGCUAUAUUAGACAUAUGUGGCUGGCAGUUCUAUAUAUAUAUAUAUAUAUAUCGCGUCGGCGUGUAUUAGACGCUAAGGUAUUAGACUUACCAUGUCUUGCCUUGUGUGCAAUAGACAUGAAGGCACUCCUGCCAGUGUUAAGAGAAAACGUUGCGUUGUGUAUUUAUUGCAGUGUUUAUAUAUCGUUGCUUGCCGGUAAGAGUAAUGUGGCACACCCACAUACAAGUGCAAAUCGUGCACGCAUACAGCCUGUGUCAUCCCUGUCUAGAUCGCAGUGGUGGUAUGCCUCGUUGCGUUUCUGCGUAGUCCACCGGAGGGCGCUGCUGAUGCAGGACAGAACGCUCGUGGUGAGCAUGCGAUGCCGAGUGGAAAGGCUGCAGCGUUCGCAUUCGCGCAUCUCCCUUAAUUUUUUUUUUCGUUGCUUUGCGUCACUCUCCCAUGUAUAGAAUGACGUCACCCCGUAUUUCGAAAAGAACCCCAGCAGUUUCUUACGUAAGGGUGACAGAGAGAACAGUGGCGUAAGCGUCGGGGAGAGCCACUCGGGUGGCAGUUCCGAAAAUGCAGGAAUAAUGGGGCAAUGCAUCGGUUUCUCUAGCCGUCGCUUUUUGUGAUAUCGGAGGUCAUUUUGUCUUGUAGUAACCGUUUUGAGUCUAAUUGUCAUAAUUUCUUGUAUGGAAAUCAUUACAGUAAUUUAGAUUCCAAGCGCGUCGUUGCAUACCGUCACCAGAGCAUCGCAAAGAAAGAUUCUCUAAAUACAUAAGAAAAUGAUAACGAAUGGUGAGCGCCACUGUCCAAAUUUGCUUUAUAUUUAAUGACACAUGCGCUCUAAAUGCUAGUCACAUCGUGUGCCGAAAACGUCCCGGUAAGCUGCAUUAGUCCUGAACGUUAAACGCUUGAAUACAGUGAACAAACAUCGCGAGGAAAGCACGCUGACAGUGUCGAACCUGGAAAAAAGAAAGUCCAAAUGUGCAAUUUCAAUAAACGGUUUCCAAGUCGUCUAUGUACUAGGCCACGAUUACCGCGAAGGCCGACCGUUCGCAACGCCAGUUUUCAGGCUACAAACCGUCGUUUGAAAAUUUAGCCCAGCGAAUCGAAGGAAGCCGUUUAUCGUCUUCGUUGCGUGCCAGGAUACGCAACUAUGAGUGGCUCGCACUCAUAGUUGCGUAUCCCAGCUGCAAAGCUGUACUGCCCCAACCGGUGGGGCAGUACACCCCGCUGCUGCCCUCGUUCUAGCCAGGGGUGACGACGGCCGAGUGUAGACGCAUAUACAAGAACAACCUCUGUGAUGCUUGUUACUUAUGCGAAGAGUGAGAUCUGUGUGCUUUCCAUGUCUCGUCUAUUAUGGGCGCUUUCAACGGUGUGUGCAUCGUACUUUUUUUUUUUUGACAACGCACAUUAAUUGUCUUGCUUGCUGGCCGGUGAACGCGUACUGUGUCGUUGGUUCAUUGUCACUCGGAUUAUGUGAUCAUGCAUGCAUGCACCGCAGUGGUCUUCGUGAAGCAGUGGAUCUCCGAGACCAGCAGAAGCGAGUACCCUUUAUGGAGCACCUCAAUAAAGAAUAAUAAUAAUGAAAGAAACUACGC
Dermacentor albipictus is the source of this 6576-nucleotide messenger RNA. It is a transcript of the gene Men, whose product is annotated as Malic enzyme. Lineage: Eukaryota; Metazoa; Arthropoda; Arachnida; Ixodida; Ixodidae. Gene Ontology annotation, cellular component: mitochondrion. The record is from RefSeq and is a predicted model, not a curated record. Gene Ontology annotation, molecular function: malate dehydrogenase (decarboxylating) (NADP+) activity; NAD binding. Gene Ontology annotation, biological process: malate metabolic process; pyruvate metabolic process.